Molecule: messenger RNA, 554 nt
Organism: Acanthoscelides obtectus
Lineage: Eukaryota; Metazoa; Arthropoda; Insecta; Coleoptera; Chrysomelidae
Source: the annotation of a GenBank genome assembly
CUCGAACCUCAAUCACUCAAUCGCCGUCCGUAGCAGUCGGCUCUCCUCAAGCCUCAAUUUCGCUGUCGCUCUUUGGCAUUUCGCUGUUUCAGUCAGUCGCAGAGGUGCUGUCGGAGUAGGGACGUAUGUUGUGAUUGAUUUACCGGAAGUGUCUUGUGCGGUGUGUGUGGCCUCCUCCGAUCGUGUUGCUUUCCUGUCACAAUCGCGAAAACAUGGCCGAAGCCACAGGUGCUGCGGUGGUUACGCCAACGAAUCCGAAUGCCGAAGUCGUUCGUGGACAGGUCUUCGAAGUGGGGCCCCGGUACACGAAUCUCGCCUACAUUGGUGAAGGCGCUUACGGAAUGGUCGUAUCGGCUUACGACACGAGACUGAGUAACGAUCAUAUAUGUUACUUCCUCUACCAGAUCCUCCGAGGAUUGAAAUAUAUCCACUCGGCGAACGUACUUCACAGAGACUUGAAACCUAGCAAUUUACUACUCAAUACUACAUGCGACCUGAAAGCUUUCCCAAAUAACGCUUCUUGGCACGCUAUCGAAUGCUUUUUCGAGAUCUAA